CUUACCUGUGCUGAAGAAAGCUUUGCCUCACAGAGUGGGGCUGAUGGGAAACCCAUCGGAUGGGUUCAACGGGAAGACCAUCGCCAUGACCAUCUCUAACUUCUGGGCUGAAGUCACCCUGCUGGAAAGCCAGACUUUGGUUUUAGUCCCUCACCCUCUCAACGACCCCACAGAGUUUGGCAGUCUGCAGGAUCUGUUCUGCAUCAGCAGAAAGGAGGGGUACCUGGGCGGGCUGCGGUUGCUGCAAGCCACAUGCAAAAAGUUCUACCAGUUUUGCUCCAAACAAGGGAUCGCUCUGACCAAGCAGAACUUCACCCUGAAGUACGACACCAACAUCCCUCGACAAGUGGGCCUGGCUGGAAGCAGUGCCAUCGUGUCUGCCACGCUCAAGUGUCUGAUGAAGUUCUACAACAUCACUGAUGCGGUGAGGCAGCUUUGUCUGUUUUCAUUACUUUAUUUUCACUAAAAGCAACAUUAUUUCCAGAGAAUAUGCUCAGAGAUUAAUACCCCACAAAAAAAAA
Oryzias melastigma (Indian medaka) is the source of this 521-nucleotide messenger RNA. RefSeq names its product probable glucuronokinase 2. Gene Ontology annotation, molecular function: ATP binding; glucuronokinase activity. Lineage: Eukaryota; Metazoa; Chordata; Actinopteri; Beloniformes; Adrianichthyidae. The coding region runs from base 44 to 466 and encodes 140 amino acids. The record is from RefSeq and is a predicted model, not a curated record. The transcript has 6 exons.